Molecule: messenger RNA, 3714 nt
Organism: Daktulosphaira vitifoliae (grape phylloxera)
Lineage: Eukaryota; Metazoa; Arthropoda; Insecta; Hemiptera; Phylloxeridae
Gene: nan
Product: transient receptor potential cation channel subfamily V member 5
Exons: 17
Coding region: 401-3118 (905 amino acids)
Biological process (GO): calcium ion import across plasma membrane
Cellular component (GO): membrane
Molecular function (GO): protein binding; calcium channel activity
Source: RefSeq, a predicted model, not a curated record
UUAAUUUCUAGAAAAUCAAGUUUUAACUUUUUGUUUUCCGUAUAACGCCAUAUAAAAAAAUCGAGUACAACUUGGUCGAGGAAUAGUUGAAAUAAAUAAAAAUGAUAUCCGACAGUAAUUAAGAUCACUAUCAUAAUCGAAUUGAAAAGAGUGCAAUAUCGAACUUACAUAGUGACGGUGAGUAAGUAAUAUAAGAAAGGAAGUUAGCGUGUCACUCGGCUCCUAGCACCAAUUUCUUCAGUCAAACAUUCCAUUAGAUAUAUCUUGUCAACGUCCAUGUGCAGUUGAAUGUAAAAAACUUUACGUUUUAUUAAUGAUUUAAUGAUUUUUUUUUAAUAUCAAUAAUUUGAAUAUUUUUUUCAAUUAAUUAUUGUUUCGAUUUUCAUACAUUUUCAACAAAAUGGGAAAUACAGAAAGUAAUGUAGCCAGUGGAGUCAAAAAACAAGUUGACAGCUCUCCUUGUUUAAUAUACAACCUUGUGGAUUUGAAAGGAGGUGGUUUGUUAGUGGAUUUGAUUAAACGAGCAGUGCAGACUAAAGAAUUUGCGGAGUUAGAUUAUGCAAUUAAAACUAAGGUCGAACCGUUACUUUACAACAAAGGAGAAGGAAAAAUGAUUCCUAUAGCCAAAUUAGUACUACUCAGAAAUCGUGAUAGAUCAAGAGCAAAACUGCUACCACACCUAAAGAAUAUGGAAGACCCAAAUGAUUACGACAUCGAUAAGGACAUACCGACAAUUGAGGAACUGGAAAAAUUCGGUAAUUAUUAUGGAACCAAAUUAAAAUCAUUAGAAGUUCAAUUUGUUUUUUUUAAUUCGAAUAUAGGUGAAGUACAAUAUCGAGAAGUAUGCUGGGAUCUGAAAGAAAGAGGCGCAGUAGGGGAGACCGUAAUGCACUUAUGUUUAUUAAACGCUACUUCCAUACACGCAGACUUGGCCAAAAGACUUUUGAAAUUUUAUCCAAAGCUAGUCAACGAUAUUUAUAUGGUUGAUGAAUACUAUGGAGAAAGUGUACUACACAUAGCUAUUGUUAACGAAGAUCCUGCCAUGGUCAAAGUACUGAUGGAUAGCGGAGCUAAUUUGAAUGAAAGAUGUUUUGGAAAUUUUAUGUGUCCUGAAGAUCAAAAAGCUUCUAGGUCAGAUUCACUAAACCAUGAAUGGGUUAACGUUUGUCCGGACACCAACUAUGAAGGGUAUGUUUACUGGGGCGAAUAUCCAUUGUCGUUUGCCGCUUGUUUGGGACAAGAGGAAAGUUACCGUUUGAUGUUGGCAAGAGGUGCAGAUCCGAACAAUCAAGAUACAAACGGCAAUACAGUCUUACACAUGCUCGUAAUUUAUGAAAAAAUUUCAACAUUUGACAUGGCCUACGAGAUUGGGGCGGAUCUGAACAUCAGAAAUUAUCAGAAUUUGACGCCCCUUACAUUGGCAGCAAAGUUGGCACGUAUCCAAAUAUUCUUCCACAUACUUAACAUCGAAAGGGAAAUCUACUGGCAAAUCGGAAGCAUCACUUGUGCCGCAUACCCUUUGACACAAAUCGACACCAUUGACAACGACACGGGUCAAAUCAGCAGAAAUUCCGCAUUAAAUCUAGUUGUGUUUGGGGAAAGUCCGGAACACCUGGAAAUGAUAGAUGGUGCGUUAGUAGAUUUAUUGAAUGCAAAAUGGAAUACAUUCGUUAAAUUUCGGUUUUACAGACAGUUUUUCCUAUUCGCUUUUUAUUUCACAAUUUCAAUGCUGUGCUUUGUGUUAAGACCGGGACCUCCACCAAGUGGUCUUAAGCCACCAGUAAGCAAUUACACUUCAACCACAACAAUGGCAACUACUCCUAUGGAAUUCUUGGACAACGAAUCGUUACCCGAAAAUAUUGCUUAUGAUGAAAUGAUUGAAAUUACUGAAUUAGAAAUUCCGGAAACAACCAUGGCAGUCUUAAUAACAGAUAAUCCUACAUUAUUUAAUUAUUUAAACGACACUAGUGAUAUAUCCGACAAACAAAGUAAUAUGAAAAAUUUGCACGGAAAGAGUUCAAAUUCGGAUAAAAGUAAGCAUAAAAAUUGGGAUACAAAUGAUAAAAAUUCAUCAAUGAAUAAUAACAAAAAAGUCAGAAAGUUUUGGUGGAGUAAAAAACGAAAAUUUUGUCGAUUAUUAAUAGUUAACACUACCGAAGAUUUAAUAAGAAUAGGUUCAGAAGUAACAAUGUUGAUCGGAGCUUUUCUUUACUUGUUGGCAGCUAUAAGAGAAGCAAGAUUUUUGGGACUUCAAAUGUUUUUUGAAAAUCUGGCAAUAGCGCCGGCAAGAGUAAUGUUCUUAUUCUCUUGUACUCUUAUGAUGACUGUGCCACCACUUAGAUAUUAUUGUUAUGAUAAAGCAGAAGACAUUACAGCUGUAAUUAUCAUGCUAACCACAUGUCCAUAUUUCUUAUUUUUCUGCAGAGGUUUCAAGACAGUUGGUCCUUUUGUGGUCAUGAUUUAUAGAAUGAUUAUGGGAGAUCUAUUGAGAUUCGUUUCCAUAUACAUGGUGUUUGUAAUGGGCUUCUCUCAAGCUUAUUAUGUAAUUUUUUUAUCCUUUGAUAAUCCUUUGACUCCUGGUAAUGUUGACGACAUUGUUGAAAAUCCUAUGCCAUCACCGAUUGAAUCAAUUAUGGCCAUGUUUCUCAUGUCAGUAAAUGCUUUUGCUGAAUACUAUGAAGCCUUUGACAAGACGAGUCACACUUUGGUUGCUAAGUUUUGUUUCAUUGUAUUCAUGGUGAUUGUAGCAAUUUUAUUAGUUAACAUGUUAAUCGCUAUGAUGGGAAAUACUUAUCAAAAAAUUGCCGAAACAAGAAAUGAAUGGCAAAGACAAUGGGCAAGAAUUGUUUUAGUAGUUGAAAGAGGCGUAAGUCCAUCUCAACGGCAUAAAAAUCUCAUGCAAUACUCCCAACCUAUGUCUGACGGUCGUCGAGCUUUGGUUUUACGUUUAAAUCAAUCAGAUGAAGACAAAGAAGAAAUGAAAGAAAUGUUAGAAAUGAAACGAAUUCACUACAGAUAUGUGGAAAGAAUGAAAGCUCGAGAUUUGAGCAGCAAAUUGUCAUCAUCGUGUUGUACAAACAAUACGAAAAAAACGAAUGGAAACGAAAUCAGCAAAUAACUUGGGACACUGAUAGCAAAAAAAAAAAAAAACACAUAUUCAUCGACUGUGAAUUCUUAUGUCCGUAGAUAAAAAGUUUUAAACUAUUAUAAUUUAUUUAAAAAUUAAAAAAAAGAGUAUUGUUAUUUUCAGCAUUAUAAUUAUUAUCACAAUUACAUUUGUUCUAUCUAAUAAGACUUAUGCAGAGCAGAAUUAAAAAAUUUAAUUAAAUUUUUUAAACAUUUAAUAUGAUCUACAAGACAAGUGUAAAUUUUGAAAUAUUUGGUGUUUCAAACACUUUUAAAAUAGUAAUUUAAACAUCACUUGUUAAAAACGUAACAACCCUGAUAUAAACAUAAUAACAGGUGAUGAUAGAUGGUUUUUUUCCUACCAGAAAAUAUUAGAUUGGACUCCAAUAAUAAGAUAAAAAGUUAAAACAUUGGGGUAGCGGCACAUUGGGGACACGCCAUAGUUGGGACAUGUGUAGAUGAUAUCUGACAGUGAUUAAAACCACUAUCAUUAGUUACAAAUCUGUUGGUAGUGUUUAAUUUUAAGAAAUUGGUAGAUUAUUUCAUUAGCAACAUUAACUCUGUUUUAUUUUAGUCUUUAAUAUCAAU